Molecule: messenger RNA, 579 nt
Organism: Medicago truncatula (barrel medic)
Lineage: Eukaryota; Viridiplantae; Streptophyta; Magnoliopsida; Fabales; Fabaceae
Exons: 1
Coding region: 1-579 (192 amino acids)
Source: RefSeq, a predicted model, not a curated record
AUGGCACACUUAUUCUUUGCGUGUUCGUUUGCUAUACAAGUAUGGCGUUUGUCGGGGCUGUGGUCUGAUGUUAGUGCUGCAAAUUCGAAUGAUGAUUCCAAUAUAGGGACUGUUUUUGCACUACUUGAUAUGCUUACUACAAAACAGAGAGUGGUAUUUGCUGCUACGGUGUGGAGCCUUUGGAAACACCGGAACUUAAAGGUUUGGGAGGAUGUAACGGAAGUUGCUGCAGUUGUUGUUGACCGUGCGCGUGUGAUGAUUACUGAGUGGCAGAUUGCAAACACCAAAACACCAGCUGAGAGCCGAGCGGCUACAACAGCACCUCCAACGCAGCUGCUCUCAAAUUCUGCAGAGGUAAAUUCCUCAGAUGAUGGUUUGGUAUUGUGGCAGAAACCGACAUCCGGGCGGUACAAGUGUAAUGUUGAUGCCGUUUUUUCUUCAAAUUUCAACCGUACGGGCAUUGGUAUAUGCAUUCAUGAUGAGGAAGGUGCUUUCGUCUUGGCAAAAAUGACGAGUUUUCCUUGUUUACAUCAGGUUACGGUUGGUGAAGCCAUGGGCUUAUUUGAAGCUUUCCAAUAG